Molecule: messenger RNA, 1640 nt
Organism: Capsella rubella
Lineage: Eukaryota; Viridiplantae; Streptophyta; Magnoliopsida; Brassicales; Brassicaceae
Product: probable beta-1,3-galactosyltransferase 12
Exons: 7
Coding region: 142-1275 (377 amino acids)
Cellular component (GO): Golgi membrane
Molecular function (GO): hexosyltransferase activity
Source: RefSeq, a predicted model, not a curated record
GUUUUCACAACAACACACCACCGUCACCUAAAGCUUAAUAGACAGAUCUAAAGAAAAAAUAAAAACUUCAGAAUCUCCAGAGUAAACCACAUUAUCACCAAAACCCAAACUUACCCUUAGACCAACCUCAGAUUUACGAUAAUGCCACUAUUCUCCCACCGCUUCUCCACCGCAACCUCCUCAUCUUCUCCGGCGUCUCCUUCGUACUACAGUAAACCCACUUCGAAAACCCAUAAGCCAAACUCUUCUUCUUCGCCUUAUGCUUCGUCUCGUAUUCAUCUAGCUAUUGUACUCUUCUCUCUUAUCUCUUUCUUCAUCGGAGUCGCCGGAACAAUCUUCGCAAUCUCCUCCGCCGGAGAAAGAUUAAGAGGUUCUGACUCUGUUUAUCGAUGCGGUGGAUCUAAAGACACUUCUCGGGUUGUGUCUGUUUCAAGAAAGCUUGGAGGAGAUGGUGGUGGUAAUGGUGUUGUUGUAGAAAGACCAAAGCUUUUAGGGUUUGUUGGGAUCCAGACUGGUUUUGAUUCUGGUGACCGUAGAGCUUCUUUGAGAAGUACUUGGUUCCCUUCUGAUCCUGAUGCUCUUCUAAGGUUGGAACAAGCGACUGGAUUAGCUUUUAGAUUCGUUAUUGGACGGUCAAAGGAUGCAAAGAAGAUGGCUGAGCUUGAGAAAGAGAUAAAAGAGUACAGAGAUUUUGUGCUUCUUGAUGUCGAGGAAGAAUAUAUUCGACUUCCAUAUAAAACGUUGGCUUACUUCAAAGCAGCUUUUAAACUCUUUGAAGCUGAUUAUUAUGUCAAAGCGGACGAUGACAUUUAUUUGAGACCAGAUCGACUUGCGACGCUUCUUGCUAAGGAAAGACUUCAUUCACAAACAUACAUUGGCUGCAUGAAGAAAGGACCAGUUAUAACUGACCCUAAACUAAAAUGGUACGAGAAACAAGGAAAUUUGAUUGGAAAUGAAUACUUCCUACAUGCUUAUGGACCGAUAUACAUUCUUUCAGCCGAGAUAGUGGCUUCACUUGCAACAGCUCGGAAUGGCAGCCUGAGGAUGUUUAAUAAUGAAGAUGUAACCAUCGGAUCUUGGAUGCUUGCGAUGGAUGUACAUCACGAGGACAAUCGAGCUUUAUGCGAUCCUCAUUGUUCCCCAAAGUCCAUAGCAGUCUGGGACAUUCCCAAAUGCUCAGGACUUUGUAACCCGGAGAUUCGGUUAAAGGAGCUUCAUAAAACCGAUAUGUGCUCCAAAAGUCCGACAUUGCCUCCCGAUGACAUCGAGCAGUAGUUUGUAUCACGGUUUUGCUCCAUUUGACACUUCUUGAGACAGUUCUAGAGAAGAUAUGAUCUCACAAAGCACUAGAGUUCCGACAUCAUUGGAGCUGUAUAGGGGGAAAAGAUGACUUCAUAGUUCUUACGUGAUCUGAUUUUAUAGUUGUUGCUAGAUGUACCACAUAUAUAUAUACUGAAAACUAUAUAAAUUAUAGACAGAUACAUCAAUAUCCCUUUUUGUAAAAUUAGAUUUAUGUGCUCAGUAUAGGCUCUGGGUGAUGAUGAUGAUGAUGAUGAUGAUGAUGAUACAAGUGAAUCUGGUUUGAUUUGUAAAAGAGAUCUCAUUCAACCUAUUAUUUAAUUUGUUUUAGAUCAUAGAUU